This is a messenger RNA of Protopterus annectens (West African lungfish), 2280 nucleotides long. RefSeq names its product transmembrane protein 168-like. The record is from RefSeq and is a predicted model, not a curated record. Bases 901 to 2280 code for a protein of 459 amino acids. Lineage: Eukaryota; Metazoa; Chordata; Ceratodontiformes; Protopteridae. The transcript is spliced from 3 exons.
UAUUGGUUUGCAGGAAAUGUUUCUUUACUUUGACUCCUUCACUAUUUGUGUUUCUAUCCCUUGUUUAGCUUUAUUGCAGAGUUGCUCUGACAGGAUAGUCAGACUGUUUUCUUAAUUUUAAACAAUGUGGUGGUUCAUUUUAAGACUAAUUAUAUUGCUGUAGUACCGGUGUUUAAUUUAUAAUUGUAUAUUUUCGUUUUGUAGGUUUAUUCUGUGAUUUGAUUGUUUUGUAAAACUGCUUGUGUCUUAUUAUAUACAGAGACAGGGAGAAGAGGAGAUUAACCUGAAAAUCUGGUGUGUCAUGCUACAGGCAACUUCAGCUGUUAUGACACGGAAGUAGUGGGUAAAAUUUGGUUUAUUGUAGUAGGCCUAGAAGUUGUAUACAGUAUGUAUUUUGAACGUUGUAAUAUUGGAGUUAUUUAGUGCUGUUUGUACUUCGAUUACGUAUUUAAUUGAUCAGCCCAGCUGUCUAGCAUCUAUUUACAACGCCUGAGGACAUCAGAGCUUGGGCACGGCUCGGCUGUGCUUAGGGGAAGUCAGUCUGUGAAAAUUGUAUCGUAGUAGUACGGGUGUUAAUAAGCUAAGAAUAAUAAUUUAUGUAGCGUUAAUAAAGUUUGAGGUGUCUUAGAGUUCGGAAAUUGUUGGUGUCUUUUAGUUGAUCACGGUUUGUUUUCGCAUGCGCUGAAGCUACGUAAUUCUUUAGAACUGACAACUUGAGAAUUAGUGUAUUAUAUAAAAGGCAUUGUGCAGUUCCUGGGGAUGAUAGUGUUUGGAUUAUCACUUGCUGAUUCUACAUGCUACCAGUGUUUGGAUUACAUCUUUCUGACUCCACACACUCAACAGAAGUACAUGGAUUAAUAUUUUGUUGUUGUGAGGAGGGACUACACUCCAUUGAUUUACAUGUGCAAAUCACUUCGCUACUACUUCAGCCACUGUCUGCACAUGGCAAUGACUAAACUAGAAGAUGCAAAUCGGGAGGUGAACAUGCAUUCCUCUGUUCGAUAUCUUGGCUUCCUAGCCAGCAUCAAUUUGGUGGUGGCUUUAAGCAUGGGUCUGUAUGUAAGGUGGGAUGAAACACAAGACCCUUUAAUACUGGUGAUCUUCAUUUUGGGUCUUUUUGUUCUUGGAAUUGCCAUCAUCCUUUAUUAUUAUUUCUCCAUGGAAGCAGCAGGUUUAAGCCUUUCUCAUCUCUGGUUUGGGUUUUUGCUUGGCCUUCUCUGUUUUUCAGACAAUGAUUCCUUUAAAGAUGAUGUGAAAGAACAAGCCUUCAAAUAUUUGCUUCUUGCCAGCAUUGUGAUACGAACUCUUUGGGCACUGGUUGCAAGAAUAUGUGGUUGUAUCCGUUAUCGUCCUACUUUGCUGACCUCUGUAGAAUUCCUUGAACUGGUUGGAUUUGCAAUUGCUAGCACGACCAUGCAAAUGGAUAAAUGUGUAAGCAUUAUUCUUCUUGUCAUAGCCCUAGGAAUGCUGCUAAUUGACUUGAGAAUGAAAUCAUUUCUUAGUAUUCCAAAUCUGGUUAUAUACAGCAUACUUUCGUGUCUCCUCUUUUUUCCAUCAUUAACUAAAACUUUCACCGUAACUAGCACAACAAGCCCAUUUGUCACCACCACCAACCCAUUUGCUUUAGCUUGCUUUUUCAGUCGUUUGGUAUGUGAUCCACUGCUUGAUUUCUACUUCAGCGGACUUUCUGUUUUUGAAAGAUGGAAGCCAUACUUGUAUCGAGGUGCAUUCUGCCGAAGACUUUCAGUAAUUUCUGUUGGCUUAAUAGAAAUAAUAUUCUUUGUUCUGGCAGCUGUAAAAUUGCACACUUCAGAAAGAUUAUAUUUGGCUAUUCCUGGAUUUUCCAUUUCUGGAAUUUUUUGGUUAAUCUGUCAUGUUAUUUUUCUUAUAACUCUUUGGGGUUUUCAGACAAAACUGAACGACUGCCAGAAAGUGUUCUAUACACACAAGGCAGAUCACAGUACACUCGAGAGGGUAAUGGCCUCAAAAGGCAUGCGCCACUUUUGUUUGAUUUCACAACGUUUGGUAUUUUUCAGUCUGCUGUCAACAGUGGUGUUGGGUGUUGUCUCUUGGAAGCUUCACAAUUGGACAUUUACCAGUGCAUUACUAAUCGUUUUACCUUUCGAGUCCCUUGCUCAUGGCCUUUUCUAUGAAUUGGGAAACUGUUUGGGAGGAACAUGUGUUGGAUAUGCUGUUGUAAUUCCUACCAGCUACUGCAGGUAUAGUAAUACCUUUAACUUUGAAGAUUUGACAGUUCUUUUUCAUGAUCUACAUUUUUAG